Molecule: messenger RNA, 1385 nt
Organism: Fimicolochytrium jonesii
Lineage: Eukaryota; Fungi; Chytridiomycota; Chytridiomycetes; Spizellomycetales; Powellomycetaceae
Exons: 3
Coding region: 113-1249 (378 amino acids)
Molecular function (GO): oxidoreductase activity
Source: RefSeq, a predicted model, not a curated record
CCGUUCGCCACGCCCCGCACUUCCUGCUCAGACCACCGACAAGUUCACUCAGAAGUCCCAUCUUCUGCAUCCUAGCUCCGCAUACUAGACGACGGCAAGCAGAUCAUUCAACAUGCGCUCAGUCACACUCUCGCCAACGGGCCAGCUAGCUAUCUCAUCCACCAACACAUCCGACGAAAAACCGUCAGUCACCGCCAACGUCCUCAAGCCAAACCACGUCCUGGUGCGCGUCCGCGCUUUCGCAAUCAACCGCGCUGACCUACUAGUAGGCCCGUCGUCAAGCGAUGCGUCUACGGAAAGAGUGCCUGGGGUAGAAUGUGUGGGGACUGUGGAGGACGCGGGAAGCAAUCCGACCGUGAAAGGAUUGAGGGUUGGGGCCACUGUCGCGUGUUUCAGCCUGUCAGAGAAUGCAGCUGGCGCUGGAGGUGGGCUGUGGAAAGACUACGUGAUGGUACCGACUAAGAACGUGUUUCCAUUACGAGUAGCACCCGCCGCACCAGGAAUGCCACUUGAUGCGGGGAUUUGGAGCAAACUCGCAGCCGUCCCUCUGACAUUCAUCACCGCAUUCGGAAUCGUAGACGCCUUGGACUUAAGAAGCGGGGAUCGGCUUCUGAUUAGAGGAGCAACUUCUUCGAUAGGCAUGGCGGUAGCGACAAUAGCAAAGUCCAUCGGCGCCAUAAUAGCAUCCACAACGCGCGAUCCAACGAAGGCACCUAGUCUAUCGAACAACGGAGCCGACUUUGUGAUACUAGACAGAGAAGGAGGCAUCUCCAAUGAUGUCCGGAUGAUGUUUCCUUCGAGAAGAUUAGCAGCAUCGCGCGACAAUCUCAACACAAUGUUAAACGAUACGGCGACGUCGAUAGACACAGCUGGUGCAGACAAAGCAGUCGACUUGGUCGGAAUCACGACGCUGAAGGAUACAAUCAGCGCGUUGAGGGCCCCGGGAGGCAUCUGCUGUUUGGCGGGGACGCUUGGACAACCAAGUGGUGCAGAUCAAAGCCCUGCGACCCUCGAUCCGACGCGUUUGUUACCAUCGGGAGUCUAUCUCACCACAUUCGACGUCAACCAGCUGGACCUCUCGAGAGUGCCGUUGCAAGACAUAGUGGACCGGGCUCUUCAGAAGGAGGAGUUUAGAUUGAACCUCGACAGGACCUUCCUGAUGGAUCAAGUAGGGAAAGCGGGGGAAUACAUCGCGUCUGGGAAGGCAUCGGGGAAGGUGGUGGUGGUGGUUAACGACGAAAUCCAGUGAGGGGUGGGGAAUCUGGAGGAUGCGGAAAAGCGGAUGGCUGGAUGAUGUGAAUGUAAAUACGUUACGUGGGAUAGACCCUGUCGUAGACCAUUUUGAGAUGUGGAAGCCAUUAUACACGUUCUAUGCGGGCAAGCCC